Ceutorhynchus assimilis (cabbage seed weevil) is the source of this 822-nucleotide messenger RNA. Lineage: Eukaryota; Metazoa; Arthropoda; Insecta; Coleoptera; Curculionidae. The record is from the annotation of a GenBank genome assembly.
UGGAAGCAAGAGCCUAAUAAAUAAUUUAUUCAGCUCUAUCUUUUAGGUACAAGAUGAAAUUGGCUUUGGACAAUGACGUGUUCAUUCCGGUAACUUCAACAAUUGUUGGCAUUUUGAAAUUUCAAUGAGCCUCACUCUUUUGGCAAAAACCAUCACUUUAUUCGAGUUUUAAGGCGAUUUUUUACCAUUUGAAAGAAUCAAAAUUGUAUCACAAAUCACAACGAAAUCCUUUGAGCUUUUUCCAUCCUUUUUUGAAUCACAAAGCCCAGACAGGACUUUUGUUGAAUACCCAUAGUAACAAUAAUAGCUUUUGUCAAACAUUUCUGUCAAGCGCAAUAAAAAUUUCAAGUUACGAAAAUGACUAAACUGCCCAAAUCCGAAGAGAAAAAACCUCGCGCGACUUCAUUACCGCCCUUCAAACCCGACAUCCGACUGGCGAACGCUCUAAUCGGAGCUAUAGCGUUUCUCCAAAAGGCGAGCCUUCACGCCACCCCGAAAAUCAUCAAAAAAUACAUUUUGGAACGGUGCAAGAGUCCCAAGAAUAUGGAACAACUUCCCGGUUACUUGAACCGAGGCCUCGAGUUAGGGAUUUUAAAGAAGUACAAUGGAGCUUUUACCAUUGGGGAGCUUCAAAUGGUUAGGAAAAGGCAAAAGAAGAAGAUAAAGCAAGAAAAAAUUGAUGAUGAUAUUAUUGAUAAAACAAGUAUGGUUGUUUCUGAAGCACCCAAUGAGCCAAUAAUGCAGGAUAUGGAGCCAGAAUCAAAUAAUGCUACAUAAUUUAUUCUUAUCAUUUUGUGGAGGUAAUACAUUAUUAUAAACAUC